AUGGCGGACACGGCAGUUGCAGAAAACCCAGCAGCGGCUGCGGAGACUGCUGUGAAUGAAUUGCUUGAGCAGUCCGAAGCACCUGAAGACCCUCAGACUGCUCUCACACAGCCUUCAUCGGACAAUACUGCUGUCGCGACAACCGAUGGCGAUGCGCCCCAGAAGAAGACGAAAAAAAUAAUUAGACGGAAAAAGCGCCCGGCCAGGCCGCAGGUCGAUCCAUCGACAAUCAAGUCAGAGCCACCGCCGCAGACCGGAACCAUUUUCAAUAUUUGGUAUAAUAAAUGGUCAGGUGGAGAUCGUGAAGACAAAUAUCUUUCAAAAACAGCUGCAGCUGGACGAUGUAAUGUUGUGAAGGAUAGUGGUUACACACGUGCCGACAAAGUGACGGGCUCGUACUUUUGUCUGUUCUUCGCAAGGGGUAUUUGCCCGAAAGGCCAUGAAUGCGAAUACCUUCAUCGUCUACCAACCAUCCACGACCUUUUCAACCCCAACGUGGACUGCUUCGGUCGAGAUAAAUUCAGCGAUUACAGAGAUGACAUGGGUGGUGUUGGUUCAUUUAUGCGGCAGAACCGGACACUCUAUGUCGGUCGCGUUCACGUCACUGAUGACAUUGAGGAAAUUGUUGCUCGGCAUUUUCAAGAAUGGGGUCAGGUAGAGCGCACCCGUGUGCUGACCUCACGAGGUGUUGCUUUCGUUACUUAUUCGAAUGAGGCCAAUGCACAAUUCGCAAAAGAAGCCAUGGCUCAUCAAAGUCUGGAUCACAACGAAAUCCUCAACGUCCGUUGGGCAACAGUCGACCCAAAUCCUCUAGCACAAAAGCGCGAAGGCCAGCGUUUAGAAGAGCAAGCGGCCGAGGCCGUCAGACGGGCUCUCCCCGCCGAAUUCGUCGCCGAGCUGGAAGGCCGUGAUCCAGAAGCGAAGAAGAGGAAAAAGAUCGAGGGAACCUUUGGCCUUGAUGGCUACGAGCCGUCCGACGAAAUCUGGUAUGCGCGGACCAAGGAAAUUGAAGGUGCUUCAGGACAGCAACAGCUACAGAUUGAAAAUUCUGAACAGCAGCAACAACUGCUUGAAGCUUCUCACGCACAGCUUGCUGCUUCCGAAACGCAACAGUCUGGCGGUGGUAUCUUGUCUAAUUCAACCAUAGCUGCCUUGAAGGGGUAUUCGACGGUGGCUAAACCCGCACCAGCGAAUCUGGGAGGGUCUUUGGUUGCCUAUGGCAGUGACGACGACAGUGAAUGA
Molecule: messenger RNA, 1242 nt
Organism: Talaromyces rugulosus
Lineage: Eukaryota; Fungi; Ascomycota; Eurotiomycetes; Eurotiales; Trichocomaceae
Exons: 5
Coding region: 1-1242 (413 amino acids)
Cellular component (GO): U2-type catalytic step 1 spliceosome; U2-type catalytic step 2 spliceosome; Prp19 complex
Molecular function (GO): U6 snRNA binding; pre-mRNA binding; metal ion binding
Source: RefSeq, a predicted model, not a curated record